This is a messenger RNA of Schistosoma curassoni, 7386 nucleotides long. Lineage: Eukaryota; Metazoa; Platyhelminthes; Trematoda; Strigeidida; Schistosomatidae. The record is from the annotation of a GenBank genome assembly.
ACUUUCUGGGAGCGCGUUUGUGAAUCUACUCAGAUUUACUGGCGACUGACGGUUAUACUCGUCGAGGUGAAUAAAGUUCACUAAAACUGUCUCUAAGUUGGUUGUUCAUCCAUUCAAGAAUCUGCUCCUGAUUGAUGAGAAGUUAAUAUUCAUUAUAUCCAGUAAAAAUUACCCUACCCACAUUACUACUAGCAUUCUAAACAUGGUCCUAGAGUAUAGUUAUUCUUUAGACUGUGAUUCAGAGUCUGGAAAGAAUAACCUUGUUGAUUUGGAGGAAUUCCCUGCCUUAACAAAAUCAAAACCUAUCAGCUUCAGCGGUGUAACGUGGAAAAGCCAAGUCUUUGUACCUACUGAGGAUUCCAUAGAGUCAGAGGCCACUGGAAAUAACUGUUUGAAUGUCUCUAAAAAGAAACGCUUAAAAAAGAAGAAGAAAAAGAUUCUUUGCAGUGGGGAAAGCACUGAUGAUAGCUCUCCUGCGAAGUGUUGUGACUUCUGUUUUUUUGUGAGCGAAGAAGUGGAAAGCACAAAAGCAAAUCAACCGUCAUUUCGUGAAACUCAUUUCGAAUUCAUAAAAAGUCACACUAAAUCAGAUACAAUAGUAACCAAUGGAGGUAGUCAUUUAACAGAAUCUUCGAUUGUUGAGGUUACCAACCCAUUUCAGGUGGAAGAUGAAGGUUUCGUUGAGGAGUUAAUUGACUAUGCAACUAACCAUCAUCUUGUUUCUUAUUCUUUUCCCACGAAUACGUCAAAUAUUCUGUCCUCUAGUUCUACUCAGCACUUAAUCCAAUCUAGACCUAUUUACGAAUCACGAAUAAUCAGUCCCACAUGUCCGCUAAACUCCACAAAAGAUCAAAUGGCUGCAUUAGGGUUGAAUCACUCUGUGUCCAAUGCUUUAAAACUUCAAACAAAUCCUAUUAAAUGCCCUGUUAAAGAAAAGACACUAAGAAAUGUGCGACUAACUAAUACAGAACAACAUGCUCGAAGUAUGAGUCCAUCUAAUCUUACUGACACAUAUCUAUCUUCAAAAGAUACAAAUGAUCUUAUCGACGAAGAUGAUAUGGAGGGUACAGAUCUACUUCAUUUAAUCAGCAAUUCAUUAGAUCGAUUUAAUGCUAUUGUUCACCCACGAGAUAAUAUAUCAACAUUAACAUCUGGUUUAGGUGAAUCUAGAAAUAUUUUAUCAGAAUCUGAGAGUAGUAAUAGUUACUCUCAAGAUUGUCUAUUUCCCACUGAUAUUGUUACAAAACCUACUACAAUAUUAUCUGCUGAUAGAGAAUGUAAAUUCUCGAAUAUGAUGAAUAUAGGCAAUAAAUUAGUCCAGAAACACUUUAAUCAUUCAUCAUUGUUAAUUUUGGAUUCUGAAGUAGAACAAGCUGAUAAACUUUUGGAAAUAAAUAAUUCUUCAUAUACGACUACUACAACAAGUUCAUCUUUUGGGCGUUUACCACUAUCAUUAUCGUACUCAUACUCAAAUGAGGUCCCUUUAGCUUCUUGUCAACCGAAUACGACAUACUAUUCCAAUAUUCCAUCAACUAUACCAAUUGAUGUUACUGUUCCCGCUGUCAAUAAAUAUAUUGUGCCACCAACCGAUUCUAUACAAGCUAAAAACGUUCUUACGGAUAAGUCAAAAUCAUGUUGGCCAACUUUACCUAUUAAUGUAACUCAACAUAAUCCAAAAGUGUUAACUUCAUCCACAGAAUCAAACAAUUUACUUGUUGAAUUAAUUAACAAUAACCGAAAUGUGUUAACUGAUAAUGAUAUAGAAAUGUUAAAUUAUUUAAAUUUGGAUUUAAAAAAUCUUUUAUGUAAUAUUUCAACUACUAAUACCACCAAUACAACUGCUGUUUAUACAACUUUAGUUGAUUCACCUUCUCUUCAUCAUAGUAGUGUUAAUAAUAACAAAUGUAACUCAAUGGGUUUAUUUGUUAGUCGGGACGAAAAUCUAUGGAAUCAUAGUAAAUCAUUUCAAUCCAAUAUGUCGUUAAUGCAUAAGACCCAACCACUAAGACAUCCAUCUCAGUCACCUCAAACAACAAGUCUACCGCCAUUAUCGAAAAUAUUUCUUCAGCAUUCUAAUACUGUGUCAUCAACUCCCGUAGAUGUAAUGAAAUAUGAAUGUUUAAAUGAUGAUUCAGAUAAAUUACUAAUGAAUUCAUCUGAUAAAAUGAUAUUUAAUACGAAAUGUAUUAAUAACGCAAAUAACAAACGUAAUGAUAAUUUUAUCGCAUCGUUCUCAUUAACAUCAGUAAAUAAUUCUACUGGAUGGUCGAAAGAAGCAAUUAAUAGCUUGCCAUGCGACACAAGAAAUAUAUUAGCACGAUCGCAUUCAGUUGGAUAUCAUCAAGAAACUUCUGUUACUACAUCAUUAUCUACAAUAGGACCAGGAGUAACAAUGACAACAUCAUGCUCUAUCAAUCGUACACCGAUUAUUAACGUGAAUUAUCCAUUAACAACUGGAAAUUUAAAUACGAACCGCUUACCUAUUAUUGGACAUUCUACAUCUACAUCUGGUAAAAAUAAAAUGACGUCUGUAAGUUUACCACUACCAAUGUGUACUACUAAUUCUACUGUGAAAAAUUUAAACGGAUCACAACAACAGGAGGUUUGUUAUUUCCUUGAUUUGUUUUUCCAUUAUAAAAUGCAAAUUGAUUAUUUUUGUUUAUCUUAUUGUUGUUAGAAUACCUUUGUCUUUUCAGAGAUCUCUUUAUAACGCAGUUUUGUUUAUCUUGGUGAAAUUCGUUUUAACACUUAUUUUUGAUGAAAAGUGAAUUACUUAUUGGUCAUUAGAGUAAGCUAGGUUACGUUAGCUUCCGUAAGAUUCAAGGUAUCACCUUGCUGUGGUCAUUUCCAACUAUCAUGAAACCAGAGUCUAAUUUUACCUUCUUUCUAUUUUCAACCAGCUAACAUCAAGACAAAGUGUACACGAUAUCGAACCAAUUAGUCUAGUGAUCACACUGCAAAUUGAUUGAUAGAAUUCGAUAGAUACUAAAGGACUAGACAGAAAAUAUUGGACACUACUUAGUAAUCAAUCAGUAUAUAUGUAUAUGGCACUUUGAUCGAUAUCAUUGGCAGGCUCUAUGUAGAUGAUAACUGACUCACUGUCAUCGGAUUCUUUUUUGGUAUGAUUUUAAUCUCUCAAUUCUCUUAAAUGUCCUUUAAAUAAUUAAGUCAAAGCUGUGAAAACUUGCUUAUUUUUUUCUAUGAUCAUCUCUGAAAUAUUAGAUAUUGUUUGUUGGAUUUUUCUUAUCGAAAUGAAUAGAUCAAAUAUUAGGAUUUUAAUAUGACACCACCUAUCAUCAAGUAUGUUUAUGCUUAUAUUUUUACCACACCAUGACAACAUGUGCUUCUUGGAUUAUUAUUGCAUGUUACAAAUAAGCGAUUCACAUGAUAAAUCGUAUGACUAUUGUUACUUAGAGAAAAAAGAAUGAAUAAACUAGACUGUACUAUUCAGUAAUUCAUGAUUUAUAUCAUGCAGUGAAUUCCAAUGUUAUUUUUUAUUUGGAAAUAUGGCAUUUGAUUAAUUAUGAGAAAAUAAAUAAACUAAAUGAAGUCUAUUGAUACUGAGACAAACUAUUUUACUACUUGAGCAUAAUAAAGAUAAAUUUGGUAAAUGAUUUUUAACGAGAAUAAUUUAGCUUUGCUGCUUAAUUGUGAUAUGUUUGUCCACUUUUAUAAAGGUGUAAUUCUGUGUGUAGACUAUGUUAUUUUCUCGUCAAGUGUGUUUGAUUCGCGGAAAAUUGUUUAUUGGGCAUUUUGUUCUAAAAUUUUUAGUCAUUUAUUUCUGAUUCGAAUGGAAUAAUGAAUGCUGAACAUUUGAAUCAAUGUAAUUUUCUAUGUGUACUUACUUUUGUCGGUCUGCUAUUCAAAAAUCGUUUGAAUAAUUGGAAGUCAAGGAGUAGUAAAUAACUCCUUUGUUCUAGCUUAGGUUAUUUCUACAAAAUCUCUUUCUAUAUCACUUUCAGUAAUGUCAAGUUUUAUUGUAAGUGACAUGGAACUUCACUGAUCAAUAGGUCUUGUAGCUGUUUUUAACAGAAAAACGGAUAUUGUUACGAAACGAAUAUUUCCGUCAACAUUGGAAUUAUAUAUUAUUUUAUUUUAACAAAUAGAUAUUGGUACAAAGAAGCACCAAAUACAUAUGCGCCACGCAGAUCUCAUGUGAUAUGUUUGAUGGCUGUGAUACUGCCCGGGUGCCCAAACCGAAGUAGGUGGUUUUCUUAGGGGACCACACCCCGAGCCUUCUACCUGAAGGUCUAAUCCACAAGGCAGUGGAGCAUCGUAAGGAGAUGCAGUCCCAUGGUAGCCGGUGACCAACGAUUGGUUCCUACGCCAUUUGUUCCCUUAGGAUACUGGAGCGCAUGUGCACCAUUGGUUUGGAGUCAGGGUUUUCCAACUCCCCUAGGUGGACUCUCCAUGUCCACCAACCCGGUUAAAGCACCGGACAUUCGCUUUUUGUCCUCUCAAUUUCGUAAACCACACCCCCCGCCACGAGAAGGCAGUGAGUAGGACUUCCCUGGCAGAGGCUGUAUACGCGUGGCCAUGUGAGAGUAUUUCGAGAGAGAGGGCGAACCCACACCACUCUCGGCCAUACCAGGACAUUCGGCGGCACAUUGGAAUUAUUAACUCAGAUAACCUAGUUUCUUUCGAAAGUUUCAUCCUUCCAUUGUUAUCUAACUACCUAUCUAAUCCAGUCAACCACCAGAAGAAAGAGAAAGUUGGGAGAGACAGUAAGCAGCCUUGUCUGACUCCGGUCAUCAUUUGGAAUGCAUCUGUCAGCUACCCUCCAUGCACGAAUUCGCAGUGUAGUACGUCGUAUAAAUUUCGCAUGAUAUUGACGAUCUCCUCAUGUACUCACUCCAUAGUGUCGAAGAAGUUUCCACAAUAUUCUUCUAUUCACACUGUCAAAUGCUUUCUCAUAGUCAGUGAAGUUGAUGUACAGUGACCAGUUCCAUUCAAUUGAUUGUUCAACGAUGAUCCGUAGUGUCGCGAUUCGGUGUGUGCAUGACCGAUCCUUACGGAAUCCGACUUGCUGAUCUGAAAGCUGGACGUCUAAUGAACCUUUCAUCCAGUUCAGCAACACUCGGUUGUAAGCCUUUCCUGUUACCGAUAAUAGUGUUAUGGCUGUGAAGUUUUCACAUUUUCUCAGAUUUCGUUUCUUUGGUAUCUUGAUGGUGUGCUUCUUACCAGUAUCUCGGUACUUGUUUCUCCUCUCAAAUCUUCCUGAAUAGAAUGUGAAGCAUACUUGUAGUUACUUCUAUGUGUGACUUUGAUGCAUCAGCUGAUAUAUUGUCAGGUCCUGCUGAUUUCUCACUCUUGAUUUGUCUGGUGGCCAUCCUGAUUUCUUCGAUCGUUUGUGGAGUGACAUUUAUACGAAGGUCUGUGUGUGUUGCUUUGAUGUCUGGUGGGUUCAGUGGAGCUGGUCUUUUGAAGAGUUUCUCUAAGUGUUCUACCCAUCUUUCCCUCUAUCCUUGAAUUUCAGUGAUUGUCUUGCCUUCUUUAUCCUUGACUGGUCUUUCUGGUGUACUAUAUUUUCCUGCCAGUUUCUUCGUUGCACCAUAGAGUUGUCUGAUAUUUCCUUCUCUUGAAGCUUCUUCUGCUUGUUAGUUCUAAUACUCCUCUUCACUUCCUUGUUUGCUUCUGUGUAUUCAGCUUGUGCCUUGACUUUCCCUGUUCUUGUUCUUGUGUUGUUAAUUGUUGUCUUCUUGUUCUUUCUUCUGUGAAUCGUGCGCAGGAUUUCGAUAUAGAUCCCAGCACCUCCUGACACGUUGAAGAUAGUAUUUCUCUAUUUCCUUUCCAAUUGUCCUCCAUCGUAGUUUCUUCUUAUUUCAGUAGAUCCUGUUUGAGAUGGUUGGGCCACGUAUUACGCAUGCCUAACAACUGAAUACCACAGUGCACAAUGCUUACUAGUGUUGGAGAUGGAUGGAAGAAUGUUAGGGGCCGUCCAAACCAAAAAUGUCGCAUUAGUCCAUAAAGUCAUUAAAUUGUGAUUUGUGCCAUGUUUAUAUGUAUAUACUCUUUGUCUGUUCUAAAACGGUGAGAUUAAAAUCGCUUCAUAUCUUUCUUUCUACGAACUAAUUCUUUCUCUCUGUUUCAUAUCCUUAUGUGCAAUCUUUUUUUGUUAUAUGUAUUACUACCAUUAAAGUAACUGCUUCUAUUAAUUUGGUGUUUUCUUGUUGUACUAAUGAGGUAUGGCAACUUGGAUCGAUUCAUAUGUGUGCCUGAUUCUACGUUGUGGCUGUCUGAUUGAGGAUAAUGCAAAAGAUGUAAUCUUUUGAAUUCACCUCAAGAUUUUGUUUCGUACUUAUAAAAUGUUAUUUUAGUGAAAACUGAAUUAUCACAGGAUAUUCUUAAUCUCAAGUGGUUAAACAUAUUUUUUUUUUAGUUUCUGAUAUACGGAAUAAACAGUGUUGUCCUCACAAAUAUAUAUUUAUUGUAUUAACAUAGAGUAUCGACCGCAAAGAGACAAUAAUUGUAAUGUGUCUAACUUCUAUGACUAUAACUUCAUUGAGAUUUUUCCAAAUUUGUUUAAUACAUCAUUUCUUGAAGAUAUAUAAUUAUUUAUACUUUUGUAAUUUUUACAGGGAUUUUCCAAUGCUCACUGUAGACGACAAAGCAAUAAUAAUAUACCUUCGAACAUUGGCAACAUUUCAGUUUGUUCAGUGGGUACUUUCACUUCAGUAAAACAAGCAGGUUCGAAUUCCCAACUGUCAUGUAAUAAAUCACGUUGUUGUACAAAUGGUCAAAUGGCACCAGGAGCAGUGACGACUAUAACACCAUCAGAUUCAUCAUUAUCAUCAUUAUACCCAGGUACAGAAUUAGUCAACGGAAAACCAGUUGUAGCUAAAUGGCGUCGUGCGUGCAGCUUUUACUUACGUGGACAUUGUAAAAAAGAAGAUUGUGAAUUUGCACAUGAUUUAACAAAAGUGACUUGUAAAUUCUGGGAGAUGGGUGAGUGUUUCAAAGGUUCCACCUGUCCAUUUCUACACGGUUAUCCACCAGAAUUGAAUAUUGAGCAGCAGCAUUCAUAAGUAACAAACUGGAAUACGUGUGUGUGUGUACAUGGGCAGCUUUUAGUGUGUUCAUUUCCCUUUUUUCUACGUAACGCUCACAAUUUGAUUAUUUUAUUCCUUUUGUUUACUUGUACCAAAGAGAGGCUCCAUAUGGGAAUACCUAAAAGAAAAGAAGUGAAAAAACGACAUAAUCCUUAUUUAAAUGCAUUUUGUUUGUAUCUUUGUUGUCUUUUAAUAUGUUAAUUUAUUUUGUUUUCCUAUCGUACACAUUUUAUGUAUGGUUCGAGCUGAAAGCCCUGUCUCCCUCCCUUCUUGUAUCAUUCUGAGAUUAUUCUACUGGGAGAAACGAAAAGAGAACAUUUUUACACUUUGUUCACGU